CGCGGGAAGUUGGACGCAGGCGUGGCGCAUCGCGGCGCGUCUUGCGCAUGCCCAGUAUACAGCGGCCUCAGCUAGGGGACCCGCGCGGGGUCGCGACGUGCCGGCUGCCUUGCCACCGUCCGGCAUGAAGGGCUGGGGUCUUGUAUCUGCCUUCUCAUCGCUCCAGUGUCAUGGAAUGUCUGCGGAGCCUGGCCCAGCUCCUACCCCGCGCGGUGGGGCUUCCCCGGCGCACUUUAUGGGCUUUGGCCGGGGCGCGCCCCGUGACCGCCGCCGAACUGCUCGGAAGCAGGCGGACCGCGCCGCUGUGCGGAUCCUACCGGCUCCGCUUGGCAGGUGAAAUUCACCGGUUUAGAACUUCUGAUGUCUCUCAAGCCACUUUAGCCAGUGUAGCCCCAGUGUUUACUGUGACAAAAUUUGACAAAGAGGGAAAGGUUACUUCUUUUGAAAGGAAGAAAACUGACUUAUAUCAAGAAUUAGGUCUUCAAGCUAGAGAUUUGAGGUUUCAACAUUUAAUGAACAUCACAACCAGAAACAAUAGGAUUAUCAUGAGAAUGGAGUAUUUGAAAGCUGUGAUAACUCCAGAGUGUCUUCUGAUAUUAGAUUAUCGUAAUUUAAACUUAGAGCAGUGGCUGUUCCGGGAACUCCCUUCACAGUUGGCUGGAGAGGGUCAACUUGUCACAUACCCUUUACCUUUUGAGUUUAGAGCUAUAGAAGCACUCCUGCAAUAUCGGAUCAACACCCUUCAGGGAAAACUUAGCAUUUUGCAACCACUCAUCCUCGAGACAUUGGAAGCUUUAGUGGAUCCCAAACAUUCCUCUGUAGACAGAAGCAAACUGCACAUCUUACUGCAAAAUGGCAAAAGCCUGUCAGAGUUAGAAACAGAUAUUAAGAUGUUCAAAGAGUCCAUUCUGGAGAUCUUGGAUGAAGAAGAGUUGCUGGAAGAGCUCUGUCUGACCAAAUGGAGUGACCCUCAAGUCUUUGAGAGGAGCAGUGCUGGGAUUGACCAUGCAGAAGAGAUGGAGUUGCUGUUGGAAAACUACUACCGAUUAGCUGAGGAUCUUUCUAAUGCAGCUCGGGAACUUAGGGUCCUGAUUGAUGAUUCACAGAGUAUCAUAUUCAUCAACCUGGACAGCCACCGAAAUGUGAUGAUGAGGUUGAACCUACAGUUGACCAUGGGAACCUUCUCUCUUUCGCUCUUUGGACUAAUGGGAGUUGCCUUUGGAAUGAAUUUGGAAUCUUCCCUUGAGGAGGACCACAGAGUGUUUUGGUUGAUCACAGGAAUUAUGUUUAUGGGAAGUGGCCUCAUCUGGAGGCGUUUGCUGUCAUUCCUCGGACGACAACUAGAAGCUCCUUUGCCGCCUCUGGUGGCCUCCUUACCUAAAAAGACCCUGCAGGCAGAUAGAAGGAUGGAAGUGAAACACAGCUUCAGACCGGAUGGACUUGGAUCAAGCAGGAGUGUCCUAACAAACCGUUAGGAACAACCCAGUGGAAACUGAUUUUUUUUUUUUUUUAAUGGUAGUCACAGAAAACACCUGAUACUCGUAUUUUCUUCUAUAGAGUCAGAGACUUGAGAAAAAAAAUCACUGACAUUUAAAUUAUAAUGUCUGUUGAUAAAAACAUGGCAGUCACAAUAUUAGAUAAUAGCAUUUUCAGAAUUCUUAGUACAGAAGCAAAGCACUGGCUUUGUAAAAGGCCAAAAUUUUAUUUCCUACAAACUUAAGGAUAUGUAAGGCAUGGAGAGAUUAACAUAAAAAUAGCUUGUGGUAUUGAGUUUUAAUUUAUAUAUGUCCACAAAAGUACAGACUUGUACCAAACAAAACCUGGAAACUUGACAGCCCACAGUUAUGAGACCAGGUAGCCAUAGUUCUUAGGACAGGGAGUCAUGUUCUCUUGAAUUUCCUCUCAGGUAACUGAAAAGCUAGCAAGGUGUGUAUUAAUCUUAAACUCUGGGAGUUUGUGCUUUAAAUCAGUCUUUGACAUAACCUUACUUGUCUUCUCUUUGCCCCCUUUUUAUGUAAGGUGAGUAAAAAGAAGGAAAUGAGAAUAUCAGCUUUAUACAGAUUCCAGUUAAUCAGGAUUUUACUUUCUCAGUCUGUGAAACUAUUUUUCUUUGCUUGGCUAUAAUUAAAGCCUUUGGAAAUAGAAUUGAAAGAAAGUAUUUCCAUCCUGUUACUAUGUUUUCUAGAGGUUAAGUACAGUUAUGCAAGAGAACAUUAUAGUUAUCUUUGUCUUCCAGAGAUGGCAUAUGUAGAAGGUUCUGGAAUGUCCACAGCAGCCUUGGUACUGUAAGUGUAGUAAUAAAUAAUAUGUCCCCUGCUGACUGUGGGGGAUACCUGAUAACUUAAUCUGUCAUGUAAGGAAGUUUAGGGGUCCAUUUACCAGGUUGUUUGGUGCAAGGAGUUAAAAUGCUCUUCCACUAACUGAUUUGAAAGGAAAAAUAGUUACAAGUAGUUUUCCCUCUUCCAGGGUUUGGUUAUGAGAGGACGUUAGGAUGGCAUGGAGCAGGCUGGGCUUGUCUUAAAGUGCACUUUGUGGUAUGUUGGUUGAAACGUGAUGUACAGCACUCUCUAGCAUCUUACAUCUGUUUAAUUUUCAAGGAAAGUAUCUGACAACACUUAGAUUUCACAGGCCACACUUUUCUUCGGCACACCUCGGAGCAUGCUGCUAUUUUUGAUCUUAUGUUAUUACUGUAAAAUAAGUAAUACUACUUAACUGUGACAUGUGAAGAAUUGGAAGUCAGAGGGCAAAAUUUGAUUUGACUAAGACCAGGCAUAAAAGAAUUUUGGUCUUUUUUUUUCUUUCCGGUGUUACGUAGUUUGUGGAGUUGGGUAAAAUAAUUUUUUGAUGAGUCAUGACUCAUCACUAAAAAGGAAAAAUAAAUGCAUCUACCUCAUAAGUCUGAUAAAGGGAAAGUAAUGAUGGCUUAUAGAUUUUUCGAAGGUGAUUAGAUUAAGGAUGAUUUCCAGAUGGCAACUAGCCCUACUUUAGUUAACAAUCUAGAUGGUUGUUAAAGAGCCCUCAAAAAUAAUAAAAGAGCCUAUGCCCCCCAAAAAUUUCAGUUUUAAACUCAGAGUUCAUAAACUAUUUGUAAGUAAGGUGAAAGAAUACCAAACAGUUAUGAGUAAGCAGGUAAGCGUAUCCUCUUUAAACAUGUAUGAGUACAGGGAAUGAUAGUCUUAGCAGAUGGUCUUUGGGAGGCUUCAAAGAAAAGGUGGCAAAACUAGACAUCAUCAUUUUAAGAUGCUGUUAUUCUUUAAAAAAAACAAAACAAAACUGAUGACCACUAAAUAUUAUAAAAGCUCUUUAUUUUCAUGAGUUAUUCUAAGAGUUGUACACAGCCUUGUGUUUUGGAAUUGGAAUAUUAAACUCGCUUUAAAUUCAGGAUUUUCAUUACUUCAGUAAUUAAUAACUACUGGGGUAGUCUAAUGGGUAGAGUAUGGAAUAGGGAAUUCACAGCCAUGAGUUUAUUUCCAAACUUGCUUCAGAUCUCUUUAGGUCUGAGAUACAUGGCAGAAAACAGUUCCCAUCUAAAGCCUUGGAGAAGGUGGUUGCAUACAUAUAUACAGGUAAUAGACAAAAACUGCUAUUCUGUAAAUGUGUCCUGGUAUCUUGAAAUAAAGGCAAUUUUGAGUUAAAUUGUUGAAGUUCAGAUUUGUGUUAGGGUUUUAAUCUCUAUUAGGUAUCUAUUUUUGUGGUUAAGCAUUUUAGAAUCACCGCUUACAACUACAGUUAAUACAUAGUAACGUGAAAAUUUAAUUCACCUAUCAGGAUAAUAAGAUUGUCAAGUAUUGAGGGUUUUUUCCUGUAUGCUAGGUUUUUACAUAUUUAUCAUAUACACAAGAGUACAAUAUUUAUAAUUUUUGAAUAUGAGAUUACGAUCAUUAAAUAUGCUACAUGAAAACUUCCGACUUCAUAAAAUUUAACAUCCUGCUGCUUGCUUAUCUGGUAUGCUCAGGCAUUGAGGAAAAUAUAAAUCCUCAGGUAAAGAAUGAUCCUGUUUAAACAUAGUCCCUAUCAUUUAGUGAAGCCUGACACUUCUAGAGCGACGGCAGUUGAAGGCGUGCAUCCUUCUAAGGAAAAGAUCUGGUGCUGAAAACAUACCUCAACUAAAGUGCCCUGUCAGCUUGUUCUGCACUCAGACUUCUCAACUCGUAAGUCAGUACAACUAAGUAAAUUUUAAUCCCCUCAAAAGAAACUUCCCUUGAAUUAAAAAUAAUUCUUCAAAUAGGUUGAGCUGCCAGUAAUUGUUAACUGAAAACCAAAAGGUAUUUUCUGGGUGGUUUUUGCUGUGCCGUAGGGAACUCACGCAGCUAGCCUACCUGUGUAAGAAAGAUGAGACGGUGCCAGGAGUGAUCCACGGUCCUGUCUGGGUAUCUAAUCUGCCUGUUGUUUCCCUGUAUGUACUCACCUCAUGCUCGCAAUUGUAAUUCCAGUAGCUUUCCCCCGAUUUCUACUUUAACUGCACUCUUCAGCUGGAUCCCCGUCCCUGACCAAUUUCUGUACUGCCGCUUGGGAAGCUGAGAAGAGAAGGGCACUGGGCAUGUGUUAUUUUCUCCCACUUUUAGUAUCCUUUCACUAGUGUCAGAAGAAAGAGGUUCUUCCCCAACAGCUAUAGAAUUCACUAAGUGCUGUUGACAGUAACAAUCCCUGCAAAGUUUUAGUGAAGCUGAAAUUCUGGGGUACGCUCCUUUCCCUUAACUCUGCCGCCCUGCAGGACGUGCAGAGGAGAUCUGAUCGACUGGGACCAGCCCAGGAACAAGGGAAGCCCAGGCCUGCACCCCUCUUCUUGAUCCCUUUUGAUCUUUUCAGCCUCAAGACAGAUCUCUCUCCUUCUCUAGUUCUGUUGGCACAACUUGUGACAGCCUAAUGCCCCCCAGGCACCUUGUGGGACCACUGCAGAUUAGCAGAGGGUCAUCAGCUCUCAGAACGGUCAUUUCUCCAAAAGCAACUGAGGACAGACAAAGACGAUUUUUAUAUGUGUCCUUCAGUGCGUGAAACAUUAAAAAUACAGUAAAUAGUCCUCCUAAGAAAGGACCACAUCCUUUACAGCAUGCUUUUUGGAGUUGUGAGGUUAGCCCUCAGCCCUGUACUUUUCUCCACGCUCUGUUUCUCCCUGUGCUUUUUCAUGUAUGCUGUGCUUUCUGUGUCACUGUGAUUGGAAUGGUCACCAAUUUUAAAAGCAUUUUUUUAGGAGAAAUUGUUAACAGCGGUUUUUCUACAAGAUCAUCAGAGAGGGGCCUUUCCAGGCAUCAGAAAGACAUAGGUGGCUCCUUUGGAAGAGGAAAUAGGUCGUACAGCAGAUCUGAGUACAGGAAACAAGUGAGGAGUAAGCUUAGAGGCAAAGGAAGCCAGAAAGUAAACUUUGGAAGGGGACAUGCAUAACCGGAGCAUCCACUCUUUCACAUACUUUGAUGAUGUCACCCUUGUCUGUAUCCUCUUUCCAGAUGGUCAGGCUGUUAGUGUGUGUGUCUCCACUCACAGGGGCCCCACCUCCAGUAGCAUCGACCAGGGUCCACUGGAUGUGCCACUUUGUCCACCAGAACGCUCACCCUGGAGAUGACUCGGCGUGAGAGAGAGGGGCAGGCUAGGAAGGUAGAACGACAUCUUUAAUCUUGGCCGAGGCUGUAGAUGUGAAGCGCCCCAGAGAGUCGGGCUCCCAGAGAACUCCUUCCAGCAGCAACAACAAUUUGGUUCUGUAGGACACAACAUAGAAUUCAUUAUCCAUUCAUAAUGUCUGUCCAGUUCCUGCUGUAGCCCAGGCAGCAUCUUAUGCUUUAGAGAUUAAAGGAUGAGUAAGACCUUGGCCCAACCCUAGGGCUUGAGUUUAAAUGCCUUUUUUCCCUUUGUUAAAUACCCCUUUCACAGAUCUGUAGGUUUGGAAAACCACAGCAGAGGAAGUUCACUCUGGCCCCUUUUCCUUAAUUUCUGUCCCAGACAAGUGCAUGUCCUUACAGCAUCCAAGCUGUGGUGCAGUGCCGACAGCGUGUCUGCAGUGGUAAGGAUGCCCCUAAGCAGGCUCUUCACACCACCUCUAGGCCCCUGGUGUUUCAGGAACUGUCUUUCUAAAUUGUCUUCAAAGCUUGUACAAGUUUUUAACAUUUUCAUGGGUGGCAAAUCGACAUACUUGGAGGUGGGUUUCGUUUUUGGAAACUCCCAAGAGUUUUUCUGGACCAAGGCUAGUAAAUGAGGUGUGGCUGAUAGGGUUUCAUUCGAGCUGGGUGGGACCAGGAAGUGACCCAACCCUCUGUGAAGUACUUGUGUGCUCUAAGUGUCCUCUCCACAGUGUGGUUAAACCACCUUCAUUCUAAGAGGCAAGUUUUCCCCUGCUCUGGCCCUUUCUCUGCCUAGUCCACCUACUCCUGUUUCCAGAUCCACUCGGGCCCGGGGCUGAGCAAGGCCUUCCUCUGCCGUCGCUCUGACUGCCCUUGGCUUUUGGUCAUCGUACAUGGGACCUGGGUGGUCUUAGAGUGUGUUUCCUUUUUCCACCUAGACUCAUGGGCAGGGACCACAGCUCAGGUUUCUUUGUCUGCUCCUUAGGUGCCCAGUGUAGUAACAGCUUGUAACACAUUACUCACUGCUGCACCAGGGCUCGUGGGCUUACUGAAGGCAGCCCCACUCAAGAAAGUGCUGAGUCUUCCUAAUUGUAGUUUGUUACUACCUCAGUACCUAAUACUCACGUUUCAGAGAAAGAGGAAUCUUCAAAAUCGUAACUUUUAUUCAUCUCAGUACAAGGCCAUCUGCUGUGAUAUCCUCAGAUUAUGUCCAUUUUUUAAACAUAAUCUCUAAUUUAGCUUUAUACCGAGGGCCCCCAAUCAGAUAGGUGUUGUGAAAGUUGAGUGAUUUUUAGUGUUGACUCAUGAACUAUAAAUUAGGAAGGUGAAUUUGCAGUGUCAUACAGAAAAGAAUCAAAUAUAAAGUACAUUUAGAUCAUCUAUACCACCUCCUACGGUUGGUAUAAAAAAAUGGUUAAUUGAAUAAUUUUAUAUAUAUACAUGGGUUUUUAGUAAUAUCUAACUUUGGGGAAGUGAAUAAAAUUUAAAAUACAGGCCAAACUUAUGAUAUUCCUGUGACCACAUCUUUUGAGAAUCCUCCCAUAAGCUUAUAUUUCAUCUUUUUUUGCUGUGGAUAACCGUAAAUUUUUUGUUUUCCAGGGUUGCCUGUAAAUAAGUUAAAGCAAGGGCUACUUGAGUUUCGGCCAGUAGGGGGAGCCAGGGCCAGCACCUACCAAGCCCUACACCCCUGGUUAUACUCAGAUCUGUAAAGGCUUCCCCAGCCUUUUUUAACUCCCCAUGUGUACACGUCUUAAUUCUCCUCAAGAGCAGAGACUUUUUCUUCCUUCAUCUCUCAUAACCCAGCUCAGUUCUGUACAAUGCCAUAUCCUAAAAUAAAUGAAUGGAAUCAGUGGUCUAGCUGUAUAUGUUAAGGUGAAAAACCCUUUAAUCUGCUAUAUCUGUUAAAAUUCAAAAUGUACAUACUAGCAGUCUUCUAGGAGUCUCACCAGCAGAGAGAUUUGCAUAAUUAUAUAAGGGUAGAGCUGUAAUACUGCUCACUAGAGCAUUAUCUGUAAUGGUUAAAAAAUAAACGGAAAUACUGUC
Molecule: messenger RNA, 7595 nt
Organism: Sus scrofa (pig)
Lineage: Eukaryota; Metazoa; Chordata; Mammalia; Artiodactyla; Suidae
Gene: MRS2
Product: magnesium transporter MRS2
Biological process (GO): mitochondrial magnesium ion transmembrane transport
Cellular component (GO): mitochondrial inner membrane
Molecular function (GO): magnesium ion transmembrane transporter activity
Source: RefSeq, a predicted model, not a curated record